This is a messenger RNA of Aspergillus homomorphus CBS 101889, 1142 nucleotides long. RefSeq lists its product as uncharacterized. NCBI's taxonomy places the organism in Eukaryota, Fungi, Ascomycota, Eurotiomycetes, Eurotiales, Aspergillaceae. The transcript has 2 exons. Bases 172 to 777 code for a protein of 201 amino acids. The record is from RefSeq and is a predicted model, not a curated record.
AGAGACUAGAGAGACCGGACAAGCCCCCCUUAGAUGCCUAUUGAUUUGACUUUGGUGCCAUGGGUUAAGACUAUCAGGAGCUCUACCUGCACCUUAUCCAACCGUCUCCAUUCAGGCCUACAACGACAUCUUCUUCGAAUCGUCGGGUCACCCUUACCUUCAUAAUCAAAUAUGUCUACGAGUGGCGUGACUGAGUACACCAAGACCAUCCAGAGAACAUGGACUAGGAAAAGACUGCACAUCUCCAUAGAUCUGGCUGGAGAACAAGGCAACAUCAUCAACACCUACACAACCUCAGACCGAAUCGAUGGAACCGCAGCCAUCGCAGCCGAUGAGGAUGUAGACUUCGACGUCACAUUCGAAGGUAUCUAUCGGGUAUACAACGAACGAACCGGCCCUCCCCAUACCGAUCGUCGAGUUGGCGCUUCCAAAACGUUCCUCAAACUGCGACAUCCUCUCUCGACCAAUGCAUACCCCACUUCACGGCGGUUUCAGAAGGGCGAGAAGUUUAUCUUUCCCUUCAGCUUCGUCGUUCCAGACCACAUGGACGCUCCUUUCUGCAUGUUCAACUCGGACGAAACCCACAUACAGCUCCCACCAACUCUUAAAGGCGGCAAACUCACCGGUGCCGACGGAUCCCUCAGUGAUGACUUCACUCCGACUGUAUGCGAGGUCGUCUAUGCCAUACAAGUCCGCGUAGUGCAGACUACCACCAAUAGGACGUUGAAAACGCAGUCACAACAUGUGCGGCUGAUCCCCCCAACGCCAAGCACAUGAAUUCGUGUUUGAGGGGUGGUGAUAUCAAGAACAGUGUGGCGUAUCACGAGGUGAAUCCUGGUAUACUCGAGCAAAAUCCGGGUCGGCUUAACCUGACCGCAUCUCGACCGCAAGCGAUCCGGCUGCUUGUGCCUGCGAACGUGAUCCCGAAUAAUGCUUGCUCGGUUACGGCGCAAUUGCAAUAUGUUCCCGUCAGGCACGAAUAUCCGCCACGUCUGAAAUCCCUUCGUACCAAGCUUGAAGUGUCAACCACCUACACUUGCAAUUCUGGAAUCCAGGUGGAUUGUCUUUCCACAACGGACACUGUCCGCUUUGCGAAAUCCAUACCAUUAUCCUCGCUUUGUGUGGACUCGGUGCAAUGGCAA